Messenger RNA from Galleria mellonella (greater wax moth), 17018 nucleotides. It is a transcript of the gene puf, whose product is annotated as ubiquitin carboxyl-terminal hydrolase puf. Gene Ontology annotation, biological process: protein deubiquitination. Gene Ontology annotation, cellular component: nucleus; cytosol. The transcript is spliced from 56 exons. Gene Ontology annotation, molecular function: cysteine-type endopeptidase activity; cysteine-type deubiquitinase activity. NCBI's taxonomy places the organism in Eukaryota, Metazoa, Arthropoda, Insecta, Lepidoptera, Pyralidae. The record is from RefSeq and is a predicted model, not a curated record. Bases 138 to 10256 code for a protein of 3372 amino acids.
UUCUGUGACUGACAUUUUAGGGCAGUGUUCGUUUUCUGAUACCAAAAAUAUCAAUAAUGAUCAAUAUUUCAUACGAAAUUGUAGUUGCGAUAAUAUUGCAAUAAUAUUUCGCUCAAUACUGAGAUAAAAUCAUAAGAAUGUGUGAUGUUUGUUCGGAGUUUUCACAGCUUUUGGUGAAUUGUGAGGCUAGGCUAACCGACGAUGUUUCCCAAUACCCAACAAUAAGUCAAUCUGAACUAGAGACUGUGUUGAAUUACAUACUCUCAUGGCCACAAAGACAAUGUAUGUGCUGCUAUAGAGACGUGAAGAAUUUUGAGAGAUUUUAUUUAGUAGUUCAAAGCAUACUUUGCUUAUCAGUGUGUCAAUUGAAACAGCUCAAAGAUGAAUUAAUAGAAGCAGCUAAAUCUACAUCUGAUGAUUCUAAUGAAACUAAAUCUCCUAAUGCUACAAGACCACUAAAUGAUGAUGAAAAAACUGACAAAGAGACCCUUCCAGAAUUGGAAAAGCCAGAUAAAACUGAACCUGAAUCAAAAAAUAAGCUUAAAGAUGAUAAAAUUAAAGAGAAACUAUCAACAUCAAAUGAUGAUACAGAGGUGUGGCCCUUACAGCAAAAAGAGAAACUUAUGCACAUUGUCUCCAAGAUAUUUCUACUCAAUUUUCCCCUUUAUUUAGCUUGUAAACAUUCCGCAUUGAGCCGUUUAGAUGAUCUUUCUGCUCAAGAGAUAUCAAACUUAAGUUCAUAUUGUGAUCUUCAUGAUACGGAGAUCCCAGCAUACCUAUUACGCAAUGUUAGUUUAUUUUGCAAGCUUGGAGGUGUGUGUGCUAUGACUUCUGUUUUUGAACAAGCCACACCAAGCUCUUUACCAUUGUCUAUGGCUCAUGCUAUAGUGGCAGCUGUUGGGAAUUUGAAGCUUUGGCUUAAUUUUAGAGCUGUUGCACAAUUGUUUAUGCCAUUAAGGGGUAAAAUUCUGAAAUAUAUGUGUAGCCUAGAGGACAAAGAUCUUAGGGUACCUGCAGUUAAAUCAAUGGCAGAUUUUAUGUGGGGUGCAGCAAAAGAACCUCUGGAUGCCCCACUAGCUUUUGAUGUUGAUGGGCUUGCUCUGGCAUUCAAAUAUUUCAACAGCAGUACACUGACUAUGAGGCUAGCUGGAGUGGCACAGAUUAAUGCUCAUAUAGCAGCUCACAAUGAGCUCUGUGCUGGAGAACCAGCAGCCGAAGCAGAGUUGGCGGGUCAACAAUUGGCAACUUGGUUGACGAAUAACAACAUCAUUGAACAUCUUUUUGGGCCUAAUCUACAUGUAGAGGUGAUAAAACAGUCUCAUAUGAUCCUAAAAUUUUUGGCUGUUGAGGGACGGGUGACUCCUGAGCAUGUGGAGCUAGUGUGGGCGGCAGCACAAUUGAAACACUGUGGUCGUCAAGUGUAUGAUCUACUGCCAGGCUUCAUUAGAGCUUUGGCCCCAAAACCUUGUGCACAUCUUUAUAGUUUACUAUGUGCACUCCCACCCAAAGAACACACUGAACAGAGCUUGUACCUGGCGUCAGCGUUGAUGCGCGCGAUGUGGUCGCGCGGCGGCGGGGCGGGCGGCGGCGCGGGCGGCGCGAGCGGCGCGGCCCUGAGCACGCCGCCGCCGCUGCCGGACGAGCCGCCGCUGCGGCAGUCGCAAGCCGCAUGCAAGCCGCAUCAUAACUCCUCCUCGGAGGCCAGCGUCAGCAUGGACCAGACCAACUCCGAUGAUGACCCUUGUGAAGAGCUCAGUACAUCUGGAGAAGAAGCUGGUCCUACACCACGUAAACAAAGUAAACAUCAACGAGAACUUACAGCUGAACAAGAGUGGCUUCGUGAAGGAGAAGAGCUCUCUAAAAAAGAGUGUCCUGCACUCAAAUCCUGUCAAAAACGCAACAAGCGUGCAGGUAGCAGCGGCAGCGCCAGCAGCGGUGCGGAGGAGCUGUUGCGGCCACGUAAGAAGAAACUUUACAAGAAACGUCACAAGCCCAACAAAACGAGGCAUUUCCUAGCGACGCAACUGAAGUCCGUCGACCUGGCGGAAUCUGUGUCUGAAGUGGAAGAAGAGUCAUCGGGUAGCGACACUGCGCACUGCCAACUGCUAUGUGAUAACGUAGAUGCUAGGAGGUUAAUGGAGCUGCGGCUAUUGGAGAGCUACAAGCGGCGUGGCGGCGACGGCGAGGAGGAGGAAGGCAGCGCUUCGUCCGCUAUCUCUCCACACUCGCACCCCCAUCUUGGAGAUCUCGAUGAAGAUGAUUCCGCGUGCGAAGAGGAACUGGCGAGAUUGGCUGCACAGGCGCAGUGCCUAACGGAGUACCAGUCGGCGGCGGGCGUGGGCGGCGGCGCGGGCGGCGUGAGCGGCGCGCGGCCACCGUCGCCCGCGGCGCCGGCCGCCUGCUGCGCCGACGACGUGUGCCGGCCCGGACACACGCUGCUGUGGGACCUGCUGCAGGACGGCGCCAUUGAACAACUAGGAGAAGGUUUAGCGCUAGAGGCAGAGAAAGCGUUGUGCGCCUUACUGUGCUUCAGUACUGAUAAAUUUAUACGGAUAAAAUUUAUUGAAGGGUGCCUGGAUAACCUCGCUAAUCACAGAUCUGUAGCAGUGUCGCUUCGCCUCCUGCCAAAGCUAUUCUCUUCCUUUCAACAACUUCGCGGCAUGGAUAUGCAUCAGGUGGUGAUGUGGGCGGAGCGCGAGCGCGGCAUGAUGCGGCUGUUCCUGGAGGACCUGCGGCACUACACGGCGCAGGCGGGCGGCGCGGCGGGCGGCGCGGCGAGCGGCGCGGCGAGCGGCGCGGCGGGCGGCGGCCGCGGCGCCGAGCACGCGCACUACGCGCACAUCACCGAGCUCACCGUGCGCCUGCACUUCCUCACCGCCAUCUUCUCGCCCGUCGGCUCACCGCAGCACUUCAGAUUAACAGUUGAACAAGUAGAAGAAUUGUGGCAAUGCCUAGUGGUGCGAGGCAGUGGCGAGUGCGCGGACUGUCUUUACUCGUGGCUACUCUCGCACACCAAGUCACCAGAGCAGCACGCUCUCGGAUUGGACGCGUUACGGUUCUUGUAUGUUGAGAAGAUGCCUACUUUAGAUCCUGAAACGAUAAGCAUAAUGGGUUUGAGCCUGUACCAGCAGCUGUGCAACCUGGCCCGCAUGGCGCUAGGCGCGGGCGACGGGCGCGACUCUCACGACUCACGUGACCCCCGCAACUCACCGCACCCACACGCACUCGCUAUGGACCAUCUGUGGAAGAUCGCUCUUAGGGCUAACAGUACUGAUGUAUCCAUGGGGGCAAUCCAGUACCUAAAUAGCUAUUACAUGGGACAGCAGUUACAGCAAGAAGAUGAUUUUGUCUCUAAGUGUAUGUUCCAUCUCUCUUCCGCUGCCGAGAGGCUCAUAUCGAAAGAACAGGAUGACGAGAGUUCGAUUACUCCAGAGAAGCAGGAGAUGAAAGAAGCAGAGAAGACAUCUGAUAAACAAAAUAUUUACGAGCACAUGACAGAAGAGGCGGCUUUGCAAUGCAUACAAAGAGCACUUUUGUUGUUGAAAACACAUUUAGACACAUUUAAAAGAAGAUAUGCGUACCACUUACGGCGGUGGGCACUAGCGGAGUCAGGGGCGUGGGAGGGCACGACGGCAGCAGGCGGCGGCGGUGGUGGCGGCGGGGGUGGCGGCGGCGGCGCGGCGGGCGGGGGCACGGUGCGGCUCACGCUGCAGCCCGCCGGCGCCGGGCCCCGCGCCACGCUCACGCUCCACCAGACCGACUUGGUUGCACACCUGCGCGCUCACGUACACGUCUGGUGGGAGAAACAGAUACAAGGCGAAGACGGUGUUACGGCGUUGUCCACUGACGGGCCACUCCGUAUGAUAACGCAAGGCCAGGAGCUCACAAUUGACUAUGACGAGCGGACCUUAUAUGAUAUGGGGUUUAAAGACAACCAGCUGGUGUUCGUGUCGGUGGGCGUGGGCGGGCGCGGCGCGUGGGCGGAGUGGCCGUCGGCGCAGCCGGCGCCGGCGCGGGCGCGGCUGCCCACGCUGCUGCUGCUCGACCCCACUUACUUCCACCAUUUGUUCACGCUGAUGCAGGCACUCGGCCGCAUGAAGGAGCCCGGUGCCAAUGGGGAACCAGUAGCCCAUACGAAAGCUCAGCUUCUAUCGCGACGAGUAUGGGAUAUUUUACAGGCUGUACCAUUAAACCCUACCCUCCUGGAAGCGUUCCAGAACCCAGCUGAGAGCAAACUACCGGAACUAUUAGAUCCAACCAGUCCACAAAAGCUUAUGUAUUCUUUACACAUUAUAGACAAAUUGAGUUCAAAUAAUAAUAGUUCAAAUGUCAAGGAAGCUUCUGGCAGUGCUGAAAAGAAUGAGGAAGAUAAAAUGUCAGUUGAGAAUUGGAAUGAGUUAUUUAUAAAGAAGGGCGGAUUGAGAUUACUUUAUGACAUAAUGAUGUCUGGUGUAUUACAAAGAAGCGAUGACAGCGAAUGGAGGCAGGACUGCCUUGCAUUACUACUACAAUUACUCUGUCGCAUUGGCACUCUACCGUCCUCGGAUCCUGCACAAACACCCAAAUUGCAUCCGGCAUUGUUGUCUCUGAUGAACGUAGAGGAGACGACGGAGCGGUUAAUAUCAAUACUUUGUGAAGCGGCAGCUCUUAAGGAACCCACUACAUACAAGACUGGAUUUUGGGGUCGGGCACAGGUGGUGCAGCACGCGAUGCGGGUGUGCGUGUGGUGGGCGCGGGGCGGCGGAGACGCGGUGGCACUGGCCUGGUCGCUGCGUCGCGCCGCGCCGCGUCUGCUGCUGGACGACGCCGACCCGGCGGUACGUCGUGAGGCGGGCAGCGCGCUGUACCGGCUGUGUGCGGGCGGUGAAGUGGCAGUCCUAGCGCCGCUACUGCAGCUGCUGCUCGAACAUCUACCACGUGCCGCGGACAUGCGCCCGCACCACCACCACCACCAUUAUCAUCACCACGAGGUGGUGCAUCAUCACGCAGAAGAAGGCAAGGAACCAUAUGGUCCCGCUUGUCGGGAUUAUUUUUGGCUUGUUUGCAGACUGAUAGAUGGCCUGCCUGAGGAGUUUUUUAAAGAAGGCGCCACAUCCGAAGACAGCGGGGCCCCGGACUUAAACGAAUUGUGCGAGCAGAUCCGAGCGUCUUUGGAGAAACGUGAGAUUAUCGAGCGACGCACUGAGCCGUGCACGCCAGAUGAUGGCCUCUACGGACAGUUGAGUCUGUUGACUCACCUGCUGAAACAUCCUCUUAGGUUUAAAACUUCUGAGCAGGGUACUAGGACAUUAGAAAUGGUAUUUGGAUUUUUAUUCGAUGUUCCUAACCCCGAAAGACGUAAUCUGCCAAAGUGCAAAUCGCAGAAGUCCCGAGCAGCCGCUUAUGACUUAUUAGUGGAGUUGGUGCGCGGGGCACCUGAUAACUAUAUGGUGUUACACCAUAAGUUGAUGGAACAUCAUAAACCUGGCGGAUCGUCAGUUUAUCCAUGGGACUACUGGCCGGCGGAGGAGUCGAGGUCGGAGUGCGGGUAUGUGGGGCUGACGAACCUGGGCGCCACUUGCUACAUGGCGUCGUGCAUGCAACACCUGUACAUGAUGCCACAGGCGCGCGCCGCCGUUCUCCGCGCCGACGUCGCUGCAAGUCGCCAUGCGCCUACGCUGCACGAGAUGCAGCGCAUGUUCGCAUACCUCAUGGAAAGUGAAAGGAAAGCCUACAACCCACGUAGUUUUUGCAAAGUAUACCAAAUGGAUCAUCAGCCACUGAACACCGGCGAACAAAAAGACAUGGCGGAGUUUUUCAUAGACCUCGUUUCAAAACUCGAAGAGAUGACGCCAGAGCUUAAGAAACUCGUGAAGACACUGUUCUGCGGUGUUUUGAGUAAUAACGUAGUUUCAUUGGACUGUCCACACGUAUCGCGGACGCUGGAGGAGUUUUACACGGUGCGGUGCCAGGUGGCGGACAUGCGCAACCUGCAUCAGAGCCUCGACGAAGUCACUGUCAAGGACACGCUCGAGGGCGACAACUGCUACACCUGCUCACAGUGCGCCGCUAAAGUGCGAGCCGAGAAACGGGCAUGUUUCAAGAAACUACCGCGUAUACUGUGCUUCAACACAAUGCGGUAUACGUUUAAUAUGCUCACUAUGCUGAAGGAGAAGGUCAACACGCAUUUUUCGUUUCCGAUGCGCCUUGACAUGUCCGGAUAUGUCGAGAAACACCUUAUGCCAGCGCAGUAUCAAGAAGAAAAAAGAAAGUCAUCUGAAGGGAAGAAAGAUGGAGAAUCGAGCCCGACUACAGAACCUGAAGAUAAUUCGGAAUUCGAAGAACAUUAUGAGUACGAAUUAAUCGGUGUAACGGUGCACACGGGCACGGCGGACGGUGGACACUACUACUCGUUCAUCCGUGACCGCGAGCACGAACACCGCGAUCGGUGGCUGCUGUUUAAUGAUGCAGAGGUCAAACCGUUCGACCCCGCGCACAUCGCCGCCGAAUGCUUCGGGGGCGAGAUGACUAGUAAAACCUAUGAUUCAGUGACGGAGAAGUUUAUGGAUUUCUCAUUCGAGAAAACGAACAGUGCAUACAUGUUGUUCUACGAAUUGAGUCCGCCUCGGAGCCAGCGCGGCUCCGACUGCGGCCAGCAGGAGGAAGCACAGUCGUCGACGGCGGAGGAGUGCGGGUCGGCGGCGCGGGAGGGCCGCAGCGAGGGGGAGGGCGGAGAGGAGCCGGUGGAGCUGCCGCAUGAUCUGCUGCAGUGGAUCUGGGAUGACAACAUGCACUUCCUGCACGACAAGAACAUCUUCCAGCAUGCGUACUUCACUUUCAUGGGUCAGAUGUGCAGUUCAGUACCUCAGUCGCUGCUGACGUUGCGGCCAGAGGUUACCGAGGUGGCUGCGAGGCUAUCCACUUCGUUCUUCAUUGAAACUUUCAUACAUGCUAAAGAGAAACCGACGAUGGUAUCGUGGGUGGAGCUGGUAACGAAGCAGUUCAACGCCUCCGCAGCGGCGUCGGAGUGGUUCCUUGGACACAUGGCCGACGACACAUGGUGGCCUAUGCAGGUUCUAAUAAAAUGCCCGAAUCAGAUGGUUCGGCAAAUGUUUCAACGUCUUUGUAUGCAUGUUAUACAAAGGCUCAGAUCUAGUCAUUGUGCCUUAUACCUUCAGGGUAUGGAGGAUGGAGAGGAUAAUAACAAGUUAGGGGAAGCAAGUUGUGUUACUAGGUUUAUAAGGAUGUUAUUAUCAUUGAUGGAAAAUGGUGCUCGGUCCCAUCUGCGUCACCUAACGGAAUAUUUUAGUUUACUGUACGAGUUUAGCAAGAUGGGCGAGGAAGAGGGCAAGUUUAUGCUGCGUAUUAACGCCAUCUCUAUGAUGGUGAACUUUUAUCUAGGACAAAACUCAGCCGUGGUGGAGUCUCCAACGGAGGAAGCGAGCGGAAGUGGAAGCGGUAGCGGCAGCGGGAGCGGCGCGGUCGAGAGCGCUGGUGACAAGUUACGGCCCGGCGCGCUAGACAAGAUGGUGGCGCUGGUGGCCGGUCUGGUGGAGCGGUCGCGAGACGCCGCCGGCCUGCUGGCGCUGCACGAGCCGGACGCGCGCGCGCUGCUGCACGCUAAGGGAUUCCCGUUUAUCUAUCAGCAAACCCGCGACUGCCUCAACUUGCAGCAAACACGAUCACUUAUAUUCGCUUUAUGCCGAUGGAACGAGUCGCUCGCACAGAAGAUCGUCAACAUGAUAUUUCAGGCCAUCGCCAAACAUUCCGAGACGUGCGGGCCGUUUUUUAAGUUGCUAACGCUGCUGGCGGAGGGCAGCGGCGGCGGUACGGGCGCGUCCGGUGGCCUGCCGUGCUUCACGCAGCUCGUGCUGGCUCGCCUCUGGGACGUCGCCGACGUAUGUCCUCACGCCGCACUCGAGUGGCUCGCGCUGCAGGUGCCGCGCAACAAGGCGGCGCACGCGUGGGCGCUGCGCACGGCCGAGCGCUGGGUGGAGGCGCAGCUGCUGGCGGCGGCGGCGGCGCGGGUGCGCGCGGCGGCCGCGCUGCUGCUGGUGGCGCUGGUGCCGUCGCAACACUUCCGCGCCGGCUACGCGCGCGCGCGCCCGCUGCCCGCGCCGCCGCACCACCUCGCCAAGCUGCCCGACACCGCGCAUCACACGCUGCACCAGGUUUACACGAUGCUGCUCAGCAAAUUAAAAGCAGCGCGCAAAUACACCGAUAUCGCAGUACACGGUACUAUGAAACUGACCGCGUACUUCGGCGUUAUGUCCUACUGUGUCGUAAGCCGAGUCGAAAAACUUAUGUUUGGUCAAUAUUUCAAUGACCUGUGGGAUCUAUACCACCCGGCAAUAUCCGAACCGUCGGUGGCGGUGCAUCCUAAUAAGCAGGCGCUGCUCACGUUCUGGCACGCGGUGUCCGUCGACUGCCCGGAGAACGUGCAGCUCGCCGUCUCCAACCAGCGGCUCAUCAAGCACAUCGCAUUCAAUUAUAUAUUAGCGGACCACGAGGACGGCGAGGUGGUGGCGUACAACCGCGCGAUGCUGCCGCCGUACUACGCGCUGCUGCGGCUGUGCUGCCGCCGCUCUAGCGCCUUCGCGCGUGCGCUCGCGCAGCACCAGAACAUACAUUGGGCCUUCAGGAACAUCGCGCCUCACGCACACCUAUACCCCGCUGCUGCCGACGAGUUGCUUAGGCUAGCACGCAUCCUGGCAGCUCGAGGCGGCAGCAAUAAUAGUACAGCGAACAGUAGCAGUAGUGGUGGCAGCGGCACAGAGGCCCCAGACGGCAGGGAGGCUGUGGCGUUCAGACGGAGUACGCUUUCCGCUUACUUACAAGGCUUAAACGGUAGGACGUGUUGGACGACUUUGAUAUCGGCGUUUUGCACGCUGGUCGAGAACGAGGACGACAGAUUGUACGUGGUGUACAAUGGAGGAUUACAAAUGACUUUCGAAGCGCUGCACAGCCUGCACGCGGUGUACGUGGAGGGCGGCGGCGGCGGAGGCGGCGGGGGCGGCGGCGGCGGCAGCGGCGGCGCGGGCGCGGUGCGCGCGGAGCUGACGGCGGCGCUGCGCUGGGCGCGCGCGCUGUGCCGCUCGCUGCGCCGCCGCCGCGACGCCAAGGAGGCGCGCGCGCUGCUGCUCGCCUGCAAGGACUGGCCCGAGUGUGCGCGCCGCCUGCUCACCAUGCUCAACCUGCACCACCGCCUCACGCACCUGCGCGACGCCGCGCUCGGCGUGCUGCGCGAGCUGGUGAUGAUCGGCGGCAGCGCGGCGCUGGGUGCGCUGGUGCCGCUGGCGGCGGGUGCGGCGGGCGCGGCGGGCGGCGGCGCGGCGGGCGCGGCUCGCGGCGCGGCGCGCGGCUCGCCGCGUGCGCGCGCGCACCUGCACCUGUGCGGCGCACGCGCCCCGCCGCCCGCGCCGCCGCCCGCCGCGCCCGCCUACCGCCCCUACCACAAGUUCAUAGACACAUGUUGCCGCGUGGCGAGAAGCCAGCGCUGCAUGUCGGAACAGCUGGUGCUGCUGUCGGCGCUGUGCGCACUGGAGGCGGUUCCGCUGCGGUUCAACUACUUCGCCGCCUUCUGGCGGGACGUCGCUGCUUCACCAGCGGAUUCCAAAUUAGAAGAGAUGCUGUUAGAGUGCAGUGUGGUGACAGAAUACAUGGACGCGGUGUUACUUGACGAGCGAGAUUCGCUCGAGGACCCCAUAAUAUAUCAGUUUAUGCUACACUAUUACCCAAAGGUGUGCGGCGGCGGCGCGUCCGGCGCGUCCGGCGCGGCGGAGGCGCUGGCGGAGGAGGUGUGCGGCGCGGCGGCGCGCGGGCCGCUGGGCGCGCUGCUGGCGCCGCUGCGGGCGCUGUGCGUGCUGGCGUCGCGGCCGCGCCCCGCCGCUGCGUCCUCCGCGCCCGCCGCGCCCCCUGCCGCGCCCGCCCUGCUUCGCGCCGCGCAAGCCGCUCAGCAGCGGCUGCACCACACCAACGAGGAAGAGACGUCAGAGCCGGAAACGACGUCCGAGACUGCGACGGAGCCGGUACGCUGCCACACGCCGGAGGGCAGCGAGGCGGAGGAGCCCCUGGACGACAUCGCGGCCGACCUGGACGACUCCCCCGACGAGGAGCCCCCGCCCGCCGCGUCUGCGGCUCCCGCUAGGGACCUGCGCGCGCAGAUCGCCCUCGCCGCGCACCAGCUCGCCGCCAUAGCCGGAUCCGGCUCCGCCCCUGAAUCGGUCCCUGCACCCGAAUCUGACGCAUCCUUGACGACCCCUAACGAUCAAUCGUAGGGCUACACCCAUUUAGGCCUCCCCACCGUUCUGUUAAUCCCACUCUUGUUCCUCCCCUUAUUUUUCCCACAUUGGAAUGUGUAAAUUAGAAUGUUCUAGAUCCGUCAUACUCUUAGGCUUCCAUGUUCCCGACCAUUGUUUGUAUUCCAUUGUCUGAAUUUAAAAAAAUUCCAAUUUUUUCUCACACAUACAUUUAAAAAUAUUAAAAAUAAUGCCCCACAAACACAGUUUUGAAUACUUAAGUGAUCCAAAAAAACUUUGAGUGUGGCAGAUCUAGACAUAAUGAUAGCUAUGAAACAAUAAUUACUGUUUUAUAGUUUCAUUAUUUGUGAAUUUGUAAUUUUAUAGUUUUUAUAUUUAAUUGUUGAGUUCAAUGAUGUGAUACUAUUUGAAAAUGCCGGCGGCUUAAUUUUAGUUUUAAUAAGAGUUAAAUCGAAUGAAAUUUGGCAUUACAGUUAAUUUUAAAUUAGUUUAGUAAAAAUUUCUUUGACGUGAUGAAUUUAUCAAAAUGUUUCUUUCUCUUUUGUUUUGCUCUUUUUUCUCUCUUAAAGGUAUUUAUUGCAUUGUUAGUAAUGUCAAUUUACUUUAACAUAACACGCCACGAUAUGUACUACAAGACAAGUUGUUAUACUGUAUUUACUUGUCAGUUGAAAUGUUCAUAUUGUCAAAGGCACGACUGGUAUUACUCUUGUGUAAAUAUACUUAAGUAAGAUGUGGUAAUUGGGAAUUAGUAACAUUAUUAUUGGUAAUAUGACUAUUAGGAGUUUCCUGUGUGUGUUAAAUGUUAUGUAUUCAAGCUUUGCCCCACAUUGCAUGGUCUCGGACCAACGCAUCGAUGAAAACUUCGUCCAUACGUUGACCCUAAUAUGUUGGAACAAAGCUGGUACGCAAUAGUUAUAAGCCCGACUGAAAAGUUAAUAACUACAAAGCCAAUUUUCUCGGUAAUCAUUUCUUUUACUGGCAACAUUGACGCUUAGCGUCGUUUGUUAUUUUUUCAUAUUGGUAUGAUUAUAUGUUGCCAUAAAAAGGAAACAAAUGGUUAUUUUUUUUUAGGUGGGCUUAGAAUGCGUAACAUUUACCAAGCGAAAUUGAAUAUUAAAAUUUGUAAUAUCUACCCAGCUCAAUGUUACAAUGAAUCUAUGUAUUAAUUUUAAUUUACAUAAUAUAUUAGCGAGUAUGUAAUUUCUUAAGUCAUUAAUAUAUUACGUUAUUUGGAGUGCAAAUGUUGUGAAAAUGUUAUAAAAAGUUUUCGAGGUUUAAUAUAUAAGUUUAAUGUAAAAUACAGCGAUUGUCGCGUAGUAAUUUGUUAUCAAUUAAUUCCGGUAGUGUUUAAUCGAAAGCUAUGAUAUAUAUAAAUUAGACUUUUCAUACUAACAUUGUUUAUAAGUACAUAUGUGUAUAGUAUACAUUCCAAAACACACCAUCACAAUAUAGUUAUGCGAGUCAAAGGUAUCAAAUUAAUAAGAAUAACCGACAAAAUAAUAACCGACUACUACCGACUAAUUUGUUUAUUAGAAUAAUUUAAUUAAUUACUCCACUAAACAAAUUUUUGUGAAUCGUUCAAGCAUCGUAAAAGGUACUCUCACUAAAAAUGAUGUUUUUUUUAAUUUUAAUGGACAAAGCAGCAAAGUUUUACGUAUGUAUACAUAGGUAAUGCUAUUAUUGGCUAUUUACUGCAAAUCUAAUGCCAUAAUAAUAAUAUUCUAACAUUCUUCUUUUCUAUCGACAGUCUGCGUGAUAAAUUUUUAGAUUUGUUAUAAAUUUUUUUUUUUAAUUAUAAUGUAAAAUACAUUUUAUUAAUUUAUUGCGUAGAUACUGUAGAUUUGUAAACAUAAUGCAGCGAAUUAUUAUUUCAUAUUUUUUAUUAAACUUCUGCUUUCGUCGGAAUAUUAACCAAAAAUAAACACCUCAGUCGCAAUAAUGUUUUAAUUUAUUAGUUGUCAAGCAAAAACUAAUAUUAAUUUUUUUAUUACUUUACUUGACUAAAAUAAUAACAUUUAUUUGUAUAUAACUCGAUAUAACGAAAUUCUAAUUAUAACCAUUUAAAAAUAUUAUUUAAUACCACUGUGUCACAUUACUUGAUAAGACAACAAACUUUAAAAUAUUAUGCAAUAUGUCAAAAAAAUUAUUUAAAUUUCUGGUUAAGAACUUCUGUGAUUAGUAUUUAAUAGUGGAAUAUUUUAUUAAAUAUUCCACUUCACACAAUCAUAUAUUACUUUAAACUUUUAUUUACAUAGGGACACGUUUGUGACUGAGUACUUGACAAAGUGACGAAGUGGUAGAUAAUCAAUAACUGUGUCUCGUGACAGAGGUGUAAAACAGUAGUAUUUGAGCGUAUAUGAAAUAUUUAACAGGAAAUGAUAAAAUAAUGUAUAAAACUAAAAUUAUUUAUUUAUUUAAGACUUUAUUGCAUCAAAAUUACAUGACUUGUUAAAGAAUUUAUAAAGUGCAGUACAAUGUAGCGAUGCAUGGCAUAUAUCCAAGGAGAGGAGAAUUUUAUUUUUUAAAGGAGACAUGCCAUUGUCACUAAAAAAGAAUAAUAAUAUAAUAAUAAUGAAGAUGAUGCGUACUGGAACUCACUGCUGCAACGAAAAAGUUUACUACAAUCUUUAUAAUAUAAAAGAAUCAUAUCAAUAUUAUUUGUAAUGUUAAAUGCACGUUCACAAACCAAUAAAAGGUAUGAUAUGUUUUUAUGUAAUUAAAAUAUACGAUUUUUUAUAUGACUCAAGUUGUUUAGAAUAGUUGGUGACAGACAUACCUAAAUAUGUUGUACAAAAUAUACUAUCACAUAAUUAACACGUGAUUUUCGUUACAAAUGCUACAGUAGUCGUUUAUACAAGAUAUUUGAUACCUUUGAAAUAUACAUAUAUUUAUAUUCACAUCAAUUUUAGUUUUUUUUUUUUUUAUUAUUAUGAAAUUUUAAACUAGAAAUGAAUAGAAACAUAUAUCUACGAGUGAUUAAUGAACCUUGCAUAUUUGUAAUUUUAUUUGUUUGUUUAAACGUUAAUCGGUAAUUAUUUUGAUUAAUCAACCCAUAGAAAAAUAAUUUGGAUACAAUUAUGUUCUUGAAAGGAUUUGACUUGUGGCAUAUUAUUAUAUUUUUUAUAUCUAUCUUACUAUGGAGGGACGAGCUAAGGAAAAUCUCUGUAUAAAAAGGAGCCACGUUCAGCGUGUAGUGUGAGAGAAGGUGAACAGUGUGUGUGUAUGUUUAAAGUGAGAUGAAAAAUGGUUUUAUUGUGUAUACUAUUUUUAUCUAUUUUUGUUUGUUUUUAUACUUUUAUAUAUACUUCUAUAUAUACUUCUAUAUAUAAAUCCAAUAACUCUUAUCUAUUCUAACUCUAUUCGUCUUAUCUAUAUUGAAUAUGUACUUUAAGUUUUAUUGAUACCACGCAAGUUUUCAGUCUCAAUAUCAAUUUUUUCCAGGCAUUCUUUUAGAAUCUUUUUUAAUAUGUUUUCAUUUGCUUUUUUUAAUGUUAUGUAAUCUAUUUACUAUAUUAUAUAAGUAAGGAGCAUGAGACUAAUACUGUCUUUGGGCAAAACUAGUCUUGACAAAAGGAAAUGGACAGCGAUCGAUUCUUUAAUUUUCUUUUGCAGGUAGGUAUGGUACUAUUUCAGAAUGGCACUUUGUAAUACAAUGUAAAAUUAUAAAAAAUGAAGGUGGUGUUAAAGUAGCAUGUGGGUAAAUUUUAAAGAAGUAAAUAAGGAUAUCACUUAUGCAUUUUAGUGUUGUAUUUUUUUUUUUUCUAAAGAAACCUCUAAAAUAGAACAUCAUUGAUAUAUAAUUAAUGUUAAAUAUUGUUGUAAAAUUUUUAAUUAUGCAUUAAAUAGUAAACAAUAUGAAAUUUUCCCUCUCAAUCCAUUCACAGCGGCUAAAUUCUUACUCUGUUGCUACUUUAGUGCCAUUUUGGAGAUGUUUGGAACUGUUAUAAGUUAUAAUGGGACACUUACUACUGGUCCCUCAUAUGGAAUAGUUUUCCUUAACUCUACCCCCCAUAUAUCUCACUCGAUAAACAAGACUGGUAACGUUUCCAUGUUAAGCGUCAAUAGAAAAUAAAUAAUAAAAUGUCUGACUAGCCAGAAUAUAUAAAUUUAUAAUAUUUAGAUUUACUUUAUUUAAUAAAAUAAGUAUUAAACAUUUAUUGCUUUCUUAUAAUAUGGAAGUAAAAAUUACCGAUUUUAUGAGAACUAAAAAAAAAUAACUUUUUUUUUUAGUAUUAACUCAUAUAAUAAUUUCGUUUUAUAAAAAAAUCACUGUUGAAUGUAAUUGUGUUCUGAGAAAAUUGAAGCAAAUUGCGAAGAUAAAUAUGACGAUACCUGGUAAAUAUACAGGGUGAAAUCAAAAUCGUGACCAUCCGUUGAAGGCAGCAUUCUACCAGCGAAAUUGUACACUAUCAUCAAACAAAUAUGUUUAAAAAAACGACAAAAGAUUUUAAAACUAUCAUACUAACACGGUGCAGCUGUUGAUGGGGAUUCGAUUUUUUUUUAUGUUUUCAACCGACUUCAAAAAGGAGAUUCUCAUAUCGGCUGUAUUUUUUUGUCGUUUGUUACAUUAUAACUCCGUCAGUUCUAAACCGAUUUGGAAAAUUCUUUUAAUCUUUAAGAACAUCUUUAAUCCUUAAUUUAUAGAGUUACUUCAGUAGUUUUGUUUUUAGAUCAAAAUAACUGGUCUUGUCACAAUUGAAGACGUUCUUUUUUUUAUUUGUGGGACACAAUGGGAAUUUUUUUAUUUAACAAAUUUUGUUUUACGACCGCUACCAAUUUUACCCUGUAUAUAACUUAUGGACAUAAAUAUCAUUGUUCAGAAUUUUGUCGUUUCGUGUGAAAGCAAAUAUUGACUACAAAUAUGCUCAUGUAAUGUAAUAAUUCAUAUUACGUGAGCAUAUACCCGCGUUACAAAUGAUACAUCUAAAUGUGUUCCCCCAUAUAAUACCAAUUACCGAUGUGUUACAUUACGCGCGAACGGUAAAAAUUGAUUCUUGAUAUAAUAUCAGCAAAUUUGUUUUAAAACUUUUACAAUAAAAAAAAUAUAUAAAUAAUUGCAUUACAAGUAGUCACAAUUGUUUCUUGUGUCAAUUUAAUGUUCUAACACCUAUUCUUAUUUCGAAUACAUAAUGUCAUAAUCAUUAUUCGUUUCGGCUGUGAAAAUUAGUUUAGGAUACGCGUACCUACCCUUUUAGAGGAAAAAAAUCAUUGUUGCUCUUACGGUGUCUAAAUAAUAAUAUAUGUAUAUCUAAAUAACAAUAUUGUAAGACAAAGAACUUCCCGUCCAAGGCGCUUAAAUCUUAUAUUUGUGUUAUUUUGCAAAGAUCUUUUAGGCCAGUAUGAUUUGUGUAUAAAAUCUUAUUCUAAAGUAAAUCUCAUCGUGUAAAAUAAAUAUUACGCCUCUAAAUGUCUUAGUGUUAUCGAUGUAUUUAAUAUGCUGAGGGAGCAGCAUUCACUUUCAAAAUUACCUUUUUUAUGUAUAAAAAAAAAUUAAUAUGGGUAAUAAUGGGGUGUAAUCAUAAAUUUUAUUAUUACUGCUAUAUGCCCCCGUAAUCUUAGUGUUUAAAAAGAUGUUUUUGAAUGUUGACGGUCGCAUGUUUUUUUUUUUAUUUAGGAAUUCAAUAGAAACCAGGUAUUUGGGAUAUAUUUACUUGUAUUGGUAUGAAAAACAUAUAGGUAUUGAAAUAUAACAUACAUUCUAUGAAAAAUACUGAAAAUUCAGUCAUUAAAUAGAGUAGGUUCACUUUUAAAUAUGUACACAUGAACAAAUAUAAUAUAGUUUACAGCUUGUGUGAUACAAAACUUUUUGAGUCGCAUGUAUUUGUCCGAAUGCUUGUGAAUGAUUGUACCUACCAAUAAGUAGCAUUAAUGUUAACAAUAAGUAGAUAAAUGCUACUUUAUUAAGGUAAAAUCUUAAUUACACACUGCCCGUAUAAAAAUAAUGAAGAUACAACAAUAAUGUCUCUCAUUGUGUAAUUUUUAACUAAUUAAUGUUACUGAUAAUUUUUUUAAUCACAAUUUAUUUGCCGAUUUUUAUGAAGAAUAAAAUGUCCAUUUUAUAUCUUUAUAGUAGUUUAAUCUGUGCUUUUACAUCACAAAGCUGUUUAGUUGAAAAAUAUGGUAACUAUACUUAGACUCGUCGUAGUACUACUUUUCUCGAAUAUUACACGUGUACCAUGUUCGUAGCUGUCAAUAGUUAUAUGUAAGUACAUUUUAUUGGGACAGAGAAAAAGCAAUAAUUUUCAACUAAAUACGAAUUAUUCAUAAAUGAAGUCUCAAUAUUUCAUAAUUAUAUGUACGUACUUUAUAACUUAAUGAUUGUUAUUAAUUGACCUACUAUGUUAUAAAUAUAUUAUUGGUAGUAUUUAUGUGGUGGAACUGGCAGUCACUGGACAAUUUUGUAAAAGGGUUAUGAUGUAAUGUGGUGCUAUCAAACUUGAUUUGAGUGACUGGAAAUAAUACAAGUGUAUUUAAUUUUGUCCUGAUUUUAGAGCUUAUUAAUAUAUUAUAUUUCUUAAUGUAAUUACCAUACUGUAAUUUUUUAUUACUUUUAAGAUACGUUUUAAGAAAGUGAGGCAUGGUGUGCAUUAUUCUCACAGUAGAAUGAUCACAUUGUACCCCAUUUUGAUGUACGGCUUGUAAUGAUAAAAAUUUCAAUUUGUGUAUUAUAUGUUACUGAGAGUUUCAGUCGAAUUUAACUGUGUUAUUGAACAUAAUUUGUGGAAUUAAAAAUACUGUAAAUCGGACUGGAAAGCCAAAGUAAACAGUAUUUUAUAAAAA